AUGCACCCUCCUGCAAAGAUGCUGCUCCUCCUCGCCGGCGUCGUUGCCGUACUGCUCGCCACCUCGUCCCAUGUGUCAGCCGCCUGCACACCGCAGGAGCGGGACGCACUGCUGGCCAUCAAGCGAGGCAUCACCGGCGAGAUCGGCACCGCUGGUCUCCUCGCCUCAUGGCGGAAAGACGAAGACUGCUGCCGGUGGAGAGGUGUCCGUUUUCUCCCGGGGAAGUGCCUCCCCCACCUUGGCAAACUCUCAAAGCUGCACUAUCUUGACCUCUCACCCUAUGACUAUAACUAUGUGUCCUCCAAGGAUCUCUCAUGGUUAACACGUCUACAGUUUCCAAGGUAUCUCAACCUGGGUGCCGUAGACCUGAGCACAGUAGCCGAUUGGCCUCAUGUGGUCAACGCCCUUCCGUCUUUGAGGUCCCUUCAUCUUCAUCGUUGUGCGCUAAUUAGUGCCCACCAGUCGCUCCCACAAUUAAACCUCAGUACAACCAUUGAGGAUCUCGACCUCUCUGAAAACAACUUUGACCACCCGAUUGCCUCUUGCUGGUUAUGGAACCUAACAAGACUCAAGCAUCUCUACCUUGAAGCUAACAUUGGACUAUAUGGUCAGCUUCCGGAUGCAUUGGGCGGUAUGGUAUCCUUGCAAGAAUUAUCCUUAUCACAAUUUACUAACAAUAUGAGCAUGGACUCGGCAGACUUGAAGAACCUAUGCAACUUGAGGUUCCUAGACCUUGGUUAUUCUUUCACACACGGAAUUAAAGCGGAGAAGCUGCCGCAAUGUUCGUCAAACAAAUUGCAGGAGUUGUACCUGGACGGAAACCAGUUGACAGGAACUCUUGAAGAUUGGAUGGGACACCGCACCAGCUUAGUCGUUCUUUGGCUCUCCUAG
Molecule: messenger RNA, 891 nt
Organism: Triticum aestivum (bread wheat)
Lineage: Eukaryota; Viridiplantae; Streptophyta; Magnoliopsida; Poales; Poaceae
Product: receptor-like protein 56
Exons: 2
Coding region: 1-891 (296 amino acids)
Molecular function (GO): protein binding
Source: RefSeq, a predicted model, not a curated record